AUGACGUCAUGUGGACCUCAGUGGGAGGAGGAGGUGUGGAAAGGAAGGAUGAAGCUCUGCACGGGUCUACAGGGAAAGAAAGGGAGUCAUCGGAUUCUCCCAGGCUCAGGGCUCGCAGUGUCCCAGGACUCCCGUUGGAAGUUGGAAAUGAUGUGGCGGUCAGAGAAGGCUGCUGCUGGACCCCGGCUAUGGACAGUGUUCUUUAUAAGCAUCAUUGGAUGUCUGCUGGUAGAAGGCACCCCCCAGCUCACCUACCACCGUCCUGCACAGAGGGGCAAGAACUGGUGUGCGUACAUCGUGAACAAGAAUGUCAGCUGCACAGUCAUGGAAGGAACUGAGAGUUUUAUCCAGCCUCAGUACAAAUGUGCCUGGAAUCAGAUUCACUGUCAGCCAACAUUAGCUUAUAAGGUGAGCUUCAGGCCAAGAUACGUAACAUCCUAUAAAGUGGUCACAGAACUGGAGUGGAGGUGUUGUCCUGGUUUUAAGGGUCACGAUUGUAAUGAUGGACCUGCAGACAAGAUAAAAUUAACUCCCAUACAGACACCUCAACCAAGUGGAGGAAAGAAGGAAACAGACCCAAAUGGGCAACAACAAAAAGCCCAAGACUCCAAGCGAGAGCUUCAAGAAUUAAAUAAAGCACAAGAAGAAAAAGUUCAAGGUCUAGAAGAUGAGGUACUUCGACUCACACAGACUAUGAUCGACCUACAAACGUCUGUAUCAGGAGUGAAUGAAAACUUAAAGAUAACUGUUCAGGAAGACGUCAGUAAGUUCUUAAAUGAAUGGCUAAACAACCUGAGACCAACUGCUAGUGCCACCGGUGGUAAGACAGAAUACUUUUUGCCUGGAUUUUCUGGAAGUGCUGAGAGAGAGGAUGGAAUAAAAGAUAUUGUUUCUGAACUAACAACUGCCCAAGAAGAACUACAGACAAAAACUAAGCAAAUUGAAGACCUGACCAGAAAAAUCAAUUUGUAUGAGGAACGAUUAAUUGAACUAGAAAAAAAAUCCCAUGAACCGACAAAAACAGUGUCCACUGCUAAUGUGCUUCAGACAGACUUGGAUGACAAACUAGAAGCCCUGACUAAUGAGAUGAUGGAGGGUAUGGACCGAAAAAUGGCUGACCUGAAAAAUUCCUGUGAAUAUAAUUUAAUUAACAUUCAACAACAAUGUGAAGAGAAUGAGAAUAGCUGUUCGGGAGUCAAAGAGUUAGUUCUGGAAAAAGAGACAGAACUGCGGAAUGAAAUAAACAAGUUGAAAUCCCAAAUGCAGACUGUGCCAAAUGGCAGUUCAGGUUGUUGUAAGACUGCUGAUUUUGAUGCCACUCUUAAAGAUCUAAAUGAAAAAGUUGAAAGGAUUGCUGAUGCUCAUCGAACCCUUAAUUUCCGAGUAGACAGUGAAGUACAACGCUUUAAUGUGGUGCACCCAGAUCAGUCAUGGAACGAAAGAUUUAAUGACUUAGAGUUUAAAGUGAAUGUCACAGAAAAAAAUGCAGAGGAACACUGCUUUUACAUUGAGGAAACACUGAGAAGUUUAAUCAACACUAGCAUAGAAGAUGUAAGCAGUCUAAUUGACCAAAAAUUCCAACUGCUAGAGAAUAGACUGGAUGAAUUUGGCAAAAAUCAAGCUUCUUCUGAUUCCAGUCACUCAAUUUCUAGUACUGUUCUACAAGAUGUAGAUGACUUAAAGGAUGCUGUAAAAAGGCUUGACACUGAGCUCAAAUCAUCAAUGUUUGGCAAGAAUGGUUACUUAAAUAACAAGGAGGGUGAUGGUGAAAGCUAUCAAGUCUUGGUUCAGACCCAGUUGGGCAAUUCUGUUCUCCUAAAGUCACUGAUUGAUGCAAUGAAUGAAAAAUUUGAACAACUUCAAAACAAGACCUCAGAUCUAGAAGCCUUACACAGUGAACUGGGUCUGGUUAAAUUUGACCUUUACAAAAUUGAAGACAACAUUGAUGUAUUAAAUGAAGGCUUUGCCUCAAUGAAAGACCAGUUGAAGAAUCUGGACUCUGCUGUUAAGAACACUCAGCUUGAUCUAUCUGCAAAAAUAGAUGGUACAAAACGCCCUAACAAUACCUCAGACACUUUUGGAAACGACAAAUGCUGUAGUAAUCUGCAAGACAAGUUUGAAGUUUUAAAGCGUAACCUAACUACUGACAAAGGGAAAUGUACCGAUAAUAAUACUCAGGGAACCCGAACAGAGAUUGCUAAUAUUGAUGCCAGGGUUUCUAAGCUGGAAAAUGUGUGUGGAAAGCUGGAUACGAUUUCUGGUAGUCUGCAACGAAUUAAAGAUGGGCUUAACAAACAUGUUACCAGUUUAUGGAACUGUAUACACAACAUCAAUGGGACAAUAAAGUCACAUUCAAAGGACAUUAAUGGCCUUAAGAAUUCAGUCCAGGUGUUCCAAACUCAGGUCACCAAGAUCACUACUGAUCUUCAGGAUCUUAUGAAGCAUCAGCCUGGGGCAGGCACAGAGCCAAAACAAACUACAAAGCUUACACCACCACCACCAAGAGUAACAGAGAAACCCAGAGCUCCACAGCAUCCAGUAAUCCCUGUAGAACCACAACUACCUCAGGAACCAACUGACACAACACCAAAGCCAACGUCAUCCAAACCAGAGCCACCAAGCCCAACUGGCUCUAUUGUCAUACCUUUGUUUCCUAGACGACCUGACAUUAUUAUGGAGCAAGGUCAAGCUGGCCCUCCGGGAAGAAGCACUCAGUCUGGAUCUGGAAGGCAACAAGGUUCCAAUGGACAGCAAGAAAUGGAGCUGUCUAAAGGCUUUGCUGGCGCACCAGGUUAUCCUAAGCCAGCCAAAGAAUCAAAAGAUACUAGGACAAUAACAGUCUUUCCAGAAUCUAAAGGAGCUACUGCUACGACAGCUUUGAUAUCAUUUUCUGCUGGAAUAACUAAGCAUUCUUUUGAUGUUGGACUCAUUCCCUUCAAUCAAGUGUUGGUUAAUGAUGGAGAUCAUUAUAACCCCGCUACAGGAAUCUUCACAGCUCCCAUUGAGGGUCGAUACUUGGUCACUGCGGUUCUCACUCCAGAGCAGGAACAAUACCUAGAGGCUGUCCUGUCAGUGUCUAAUGUCAGUGUAGCACAGUUGCAUACAUCUGGAUAUAGAAGAGAGCUUCUGGAAUAUAGCGACCUAAGACCUGGAAGACAAAUUUGUGGUGGUGUAGGGACAUUCAACCUCGUUCUGCACUUGAAGGCUGGAGAUGAAGUCGCUAUUGUCUUAACCGGGGGCAAGCUUGCCAGUUCAGACUCUGAUGAUAUGUUUUCUACUUUUAGUGGUAUCUUUUUAUACCCAUCUUUAUUCCAGAGAUAGCUUCCUCCUCGUCAAUGAAGAGACAUUCUGAAAAGACAUUUAAUGAAAAAUGAAUUUGAAGUGUUAAUAUAUACUAUUUGCAAAUAAGUACUUAUUUUGUGAGUGAAUGUAUAAUAUAUGCUCUACCGUCUGGUAUUCACAUAGUUUUAAAAAAUGCUUUUACAUUGCUUUCAACACCUUUUUAUACUGCAAAAUAUUUUCUUAAAGUUUGUUUAUAAUUCAGCUUUGUGUACUGUUCUUAACUUGUUUUAUGUUUCCUUUUUACCACUGAAAGUGUUCUUUUUGCAUGUUUUAGAUUUUCUUUACUGUCCUACCUUUAGUAUGCCAGGGUCCAGAAAUAUAUUAUUUAAUAUGGUUUUGCAUGUUUUAGUUUGUCUAUUUAAAUGUUCCACUCUGUUAAAGAGUUAGUUUUUGCAAAAAUAAAUCUUUGCUAAGGCUACAUACAAAACUAUGCAUAGCUCUGCUAAGUGCCUUAUGUCACUGCCUGGUGUCAUGGAAAGCUAUAGAACCUACUGAGAAAUAAAAGGUAAAUUUACCUGUGUGAUAUAUCAAACAAUGCCACAUUUAUUUUCUUUUAUAUAAUGGCUUGCACAUGAAGCUGAAAUUCCAUGCAAUGGUGUUCUUGGUAAUUUAGAGUGUACCAAUGUUUAUUACCAUAGCAACA
This is a messenger RNA of Nanorana parkeri, 3985 nucleotides long. RefSeq names its product elastin microfibril interfacer 2 (gene EMILIN2). The record is from RefSeq and is a predicted model, not a curated record. Gene Ontology annotation, molecular function: protein binding. Bases 1 to 3321 code for a protein of 1106 amino acids. The transcript is spliced from 10 exons. Lineage: Eukaryota; Metazoa; Chordata; Amphibia; Anura; Dicroglossidae.